Messenger RNA from Spirodela intermedia, 4669 nucleotides. Lineage: Eukaryota; Viridiplantae; Streptophyta; Magnoliopsida; Alismatales; Araceae. The record is from the annotation of a GenBank genome assembly.
AUGACCAGCACAUCCUCCCCAUCCACUAAGGUGAGUAUUAUCUUCAUCCUGCAAUAAAUCUUCACCCGGUUCAUUUCCCCAGGUCGUUUCCUGCGCUCCUGCCGUUGUGUUUCGCGGUUCCGCCAGUGAUUCAUACUUUCCCCUGUUACAUGUUGACGGUCUUUUUGUUUUCUUCUGAUAGGCCUUGAGCAAAAUUGCGUGCAAUCGGCUGCAGAAGGAGCUCGCGGAAUGGCAGGUCAACCCCCCUUUCGGCUUCAAGCACAAGAUCAGCGAUAAUCUCCAGAGGUUGUGUCAGGGAUUUCUUCCAUAGCCGUGUCGAUGUUUAUUUUCUCUCCUGGGUUCUUUCCUUUUCUCCUUUAUCCUGUAAUAUGUUUAAUAUUUUAGAGCGUGCGUUGAAUUUUGUUUUACAACGGGUACAGGUGGAUAAUCGAAGUGGCAGGAGCACCGGGGACUCUGUAUGUAAGCGAGACAUACCAGCUGCAAGUUGACUUCCCCGAGCAUUACCCAAUGGAAGCCCCCCAGGUGAACCAAAGGAUCAAAUUCUCUCUCCAUGUCCUUUACUAUGUGAAGAAUCAGAUUCGUUUAUUUAUUCUGAGUUAUCCACUUGUCGUUUUCCUUUCAUCGCCUUUUGCUUUUUCUUUCAAUUGGUCAGCACUUUCUGUGGCUAACGCUUAGUUGGAUCAGGUUAUUUUUCUCCAACCUGCUCCCCUACAUCCUCAUAUUUACAGCAAUGGGCAUAUAUGUUUAGGUGAGCAUUCUGUUCUCGUUUCCACCGAAGUAGCUCAGACUACGUUGUUUUCUCUUUUUAACAAAGUUUCUGGAAGUGUUAUGUUGCUUCAAGUCUGCUUAAUUUAUUUUUCUUCAUUUUGUUCUCUCAAAUAUUGCUUCAACUUUUUUUUCCUUGAGCUUUUAAGCAUCAUUUGUGUCUAUUGAAUGUUUGGAGUCUCAAUUUUUGAAUGUGCUGCAAAGUUCCAUAUACUUUGCUUGAUGUGCCACAAACAUGUUCUGAAGCUAUCCACGGCCAGACACACACAAGGCAACUUUGCAGUUGGGUGGCUUCUCAAACAAUGAUCCAUGUGAGCCAGGGUACUAUUUAGAUCUGAAGUAGGGAAAUUUACAUUUAGUUAGUUUAUAGGAAGAGGGUCGGUGUAUCUAGUUCUGCUGAAACAUUAGGUAUCUCUGCCUCCCAUUAAAGCCCAGCGAAUUCCUUUAUUUUACCACAUUUAGAGGUGAUAGAAACUUUUAGUAUUCUUUGUUGUGCUUUUUUCUGCUUGAAAUUACUUGUCUUGAUCGGAUUAUGGUAUAUAUGACUUCAUGACUAGCAACAUGACCAGAAAGGGUUGGGGGCUGAGCAUCGGCUAAGUGGUUUGUCUAAUAAAUUGGUAUCUAUUCAUAGACAUUUCUCUUGAAAUAUUUAGUGUUUAAAAUUUCGUUUACUAAAAAUGGAUGCACCCAGACAAAAGAAAUUUUCACCAUUUAUAAUGUGAAGCUCACCCAUGUGGCCUGGUUGUCAUUUUUCACUAAGACUUUGUGUUUGCAUAGUUUUUCUGUUUUCUUUUUUGGUGAUACUUGAAAUGGAUUUGACGUUUUGCUGUCAUCUUGCCGCCAAUAGGGUGCCUGAUUUGUUUAUUGAUUAUCCUGUAUAAAUGAUAUAUUUAUCUCUCAUUGGUGUCAUUCAUUCCGAUCUAACUGCAGUACGAUACAAUGAAUUGUCUCUCCCGUAUAAAUGAUAUAUUUAUAUCUCCUGCUGUGAAGAAGUAAUUGUCUUCCAUUUUUGGAUAAAAUCAAAUCGUUAGUGUGAUGUCCAUGUAUGUUCAUGGCAAUGGCAUAAGCAUGCGCACUUUUUAAAAUCAAGAUUUGGGCAAAAACCUGUACUGUCUCUUUAUGGCAAAAUGCGAUGUUUACCAUAACAUCUCGAACACACUUUUGUUAAAUUCUUUGUUAAAAUUGUUUUGAUGAUAACCUUUAACCUAAAUAUCUGUGCGGAGGAAACUCAGAACUGCCAGAAUGGUUUGUUUUCUCCUCUGCAGUUAGGAUUAGUAGCUUGAUUUAUAUUCCCUUCGAUUUGCAUCCAUGUAAACAUGAACUUGCUCUUUUCAUUCCGGUCAGAUUGUUGGAACAUGCUAUCACUGAAUAAUUCAUUUGUGUCAUUGAAUAACAUGCACUAUGGGCCACUGGAAGAGAAAUUUUCAGCUCGUUGGUGUCAGUGUUUUCAUAAUAAAAUUAGAUGAAGAUCAUAUCCAUUAACACAAUGGUUCUCACCUUUUUACAUAUCCCCUUGCUUGUUAUUCAUGGACGACCCAGAUGUAGGAAUGCCCCACGAAACAUUUCUUGACUACUAAAUUCAUCACGCAAAUUAGAGAAACUCUUGCCCUGCCUUGCUUUCCUUUAACUGGAUCUCUGCUCUCAGAAUUAAAAUCUCUGUUCUAGGUAUGCCGCCACCUGGUGACAAGUCUAAAUAUUGGUUUAAAAUUUGAAUUCCUCUGUCAUCGUUCUCCUAUUCUUUAUUAUUUGGAGUAUAUGAUGUGUUUUGGGAAGGUUUCUUUUUGAAAUUGUGGAGACUAGCAUGCAUGCCAAACAUUUUGGGAUCUCCAUCAUUUUUUACUGUGGGCUGCUGUGCAGACAAGUCAGGCAAAAAUCAAGUACCAUGUCUUUCUGUCUAAUGACUGUGGGUUCUAUCUUCAAAUGAUUUGCUUUUCGCAUUAACCAAAAAAUAUUGGCAGGAAAAAAAAUAAAUUCAUAUGAUUCAAAAAAUCACAUUUUCCAACAGUUUCCUUUUAAUGCUUUGCAACCACCUCGUUACUGGCUUUUCUUAGUGAUUUUUCACGGGGAUUUACAUUAUUAUAUGGGUAGUCUCUCGUUUCUUUUUCUACACUGAAAUGUCCAUGCUGGCCUAUGUGAUGGUUCGAUACUAUUUCUUAUAUCAAAAACAGCAGACAUUUAUUAGAUAACUUUUAACAUAGAUUACCGUGCUCUAUCUUCGGACUUGUAACUUAUUUUGCACGAAGAGUUGGUUUUUCUUUGGUUUAACUAUCUGAUAAUAAUGAAAUGAUGGUAUCUAUUAUUUAUGGUUGAUGAAUGAUUUUUGGUUGCAAGUUCUUCCAAACUGGCUCAGAUCAUGCUUCUAUUCUGGGUUUUGGACCACAAAUUAACUGUUUCUAUUUAAGAGGUAGUACUGCUUUUGCUAUCUCAUGAAAGAGAUAUCUGUCGAAGAAAAUCUCUGUAAUCCAAGAAAAUGGACCAAAAAAAUGUAAAUUUAAGUACCUUGUGACGCCUAAAAAUACAUUAAUAUUCACCAAGCCUUUGAAAACUUUGAAGUGAUUUCAACAUUAGACAAAAAUGAAAUUGAUGAAAACACUUAGUUACUGAGUUUACUUUGAUCAUAUGGUCCCAUCUCAUAUGGAUGAGCUUAGUGUGUUGCCAUGAAGAUGGAGGAUCAUUUGAAGUGCAGUUCAUGAGGAUGGGAGUAGUUUUAGUUCCAGUCUGGUGUUUCCAACAGGAUUGUUCAGUCAGACGUAUCAGCUUUCCUUCCUUACUGUUUAUUAUUUGGUCAGUUCCAAGCCCAGAACCGACCAGUCUGCACUGGGACCUGCAAUUUUCUAUCCAUUUCUAUGAGGAACUGACCGUUUGGGAAAAUUGAGUGGGCAUAAAGUUAAUUCCCAAGUGAAAGAAGAAAAAUGGUCGAAAGCAUCAAAGGCAUCAAGGCCAUAUUGCCAACCAGGGUGCCCUAAUUAAAGGAAGACGUGUUAUAAAAAUUUCUUCUUUUAUUUUUGAAAAUGGUCUCAGCAGUUCAGUGCCCUCUUUUCACACUGAGGGAGCGUCUGGAAAGGCAUAGAUGCUCCAUAGGGAACUCCUUACUGAAGAGGAUUAUUCGACAAUUUCUUAGAUUAACUACCUAAGAUUUCAGAGAAAUACAUCAGCAUGCCUUGCAUACUACAUCUAACAGAAAGUGUUUCCCCUGGAUUGUUCUGUCCUUUUUAAAGAGUAAAAAAUGACCGUUGAAUAUAUUUUCUGAUAUUUUGGGGCAUUCCACAUUUAGAACAAGAGGAAAUCUACCACAUAAAAAUAUCCAUGCACCGUAGAAGAAAGACAUCAAGUGGUAGAUAAUUUCUUUGAAGGAAUUUAGUAGUCAGCUAAGGUUUUUGCUCCUGCAAUGGACCAUCCUUACAAGCCUGCCGAAAUGCUACACUGAACUGAGUUAAAACUAACGAAUCCGUGUAGAAUAUUAUCCGUGGUGUCAAUAUUUCAUUAAGUUUCUUUGGCCAGAACAAUAUCGCUUUUUAUUUCCUUAUAGUUUAUUUUAUUUGACACAAUGUGUUGGUUUCCCAUUUUUCAUAGCUGAAAUGUCACUUAAUGUUUCAUUUUGAGUUUCCCCAGAAGGUUUUCAUUUGAUUGAGUUUGGCAGAUAUACUCUAUGAUUCCUGGUCUCCGGCCAUGACUGUAAGCUCUGUGUGCAUCAGCAUUCUCUCAAUGCUGUCGAGCUCUACUGUGAAGGUUCGGAAACCCAUAUUGAGCAUACCGAGACAUCUCACAUUUGAAUGGAAUCUGACGAUGCCCAUCCAUUUUCAUGCAGCAACGGCCCCCUGACAAUGACCGCUAUGUGAGGAACUGCCAGAAUGGGAGGUCUCCCAAGGAGACGAGAUGGUGGUUCCAUGAUGACAAAGUGUAA